Molecule: messenger RNA, 699 nt
Organism: Austrofundulus limnaeus
Lineage: Eukaryota; Metazoa; Chordata; Actinopteri; Cyprinodontiformes; Rivulidae
Gene: rpl9
Product: ribosomal protein L9
Exons: 6
Coding region: 65-646 (193 amino acids)
Biological process (GO): cytoplasmic translation
Cellular component (GO): cytosolic large ribosomal subunit; ribosome
Molecular function (GO): structural constituent of ribosome; rRNA binding
Source: RefSeq, a predicted model, not a curated record
AUGGCUGUAGAUUGGUGUCGUGGCAAAUUUUGCUCAGACUUCAACAAACUUGUAUGAUUUCAGAAUGAAGACCAUUCUCAGCAGCCAGACUGUCGACCUCCCCGACAAUGUGGAAGUGAGGUUAAAGGGGCGAACGGUGACUGUCAAAGGGCCCCGUGGCAAGCUCACCAGGGAGUUCAACCACAUCAACUUGGAGCUUAGCCUGCUGGGCAAGAAACAGAAGAAGCUUCGUGUGGAUAAAUGGUGGGGAAACAGGAAGGAGCUGGCCACAGUGCGCACCAUCUGCAGCCACGUCCAGAACAUGAUCAAAGGUGUCACUCUGGGUUUCAGGUAUAAAAUGCGAUCUGUGUAUGCCCAUUUCCCCAUCAACGUGGUCAUUCAGGAGUCAGGAUCUCUGGUAGAAAUCAGGAACUUCUUGGGAGAGAAGUACAUUCGUCGCGUCAGAAUGAGGCCAGGUGUGAUGUGUGCAGUCUCCUCUGCUCAGAAGGACGAGCUGAUCCUGGAGGGUAACGACAUUGAGCUGGUGUCAAACUCAGCGGCAUUGAUCCAACAGGCCACCACGGUCAGAAAGAAGGACAUCAGGAAGUUCCUGGAUGGCAUCUACAUCAGCGAGAAAACCACCGUGGUGGAGACGGAUGUCGACUAAAUACUCCCCUCCUGUUAAUGACCAACAAAAAAUAAAGUCCUUUUUCCAAGUUA